Molecule: messenger RNA, 1780 nt
Organism: Morone saxatilis (striped sea-bass)
Lineage: Eukaryota; Metazoa; Chordata; Actinopteri; Moronidae
Gene: ears2
Product: glutamyl-tRNA synthetase 2, mitochondrial
Biological process (GO): glutamyl-tRNA aminoacylation
Molecular function (GO): zinc ion binding; glutamate-tRNA ligase activity; ATP binding
Source: RefSeq, a predicted model, not a curated record
CUCGUAUAGACGAAGAGGAAAUCCCAUCAUGGUUUGACCCAAACACUGAACAAAUGCCUCUGAACUGUCCUAACAUUGACAUCAACGUAACAUGAUGCUGUUCACUCAGAGGUGUUUUCUGCUCAGACACACUCCCGGUAAACUCCGGCUGAGAGCCGCCGGUGCAAGGUGCUGCUCCACGGUUCACGGUGAAGUGAGGGUCCGGUUUGCACCUAGUCCGACAGGUUUCUUGCACCUCGGAGGCCUUCGAACUGCUCUCUACAAUUACAUAUUUGCCAAGAAGUAUGGAGGCUCGUUCGUCCUGCGACUGGAGGACACUGAUCAGAGCAGGCUGGUACCAGGAGCUGCAGAGUCCAUAGAGGACAUGCUGGAGUGGGCCGGUGUACCUCCAGAUGAGAGUCCUCGUCGAGGUGGGCCGGUGGGUCCGUACCUGCAGUCUCAGAGACUAGACCUCUACGGUCAGACAGCCCAGCAGCUUGUCGAGAGCAAUCACGCCUACUACUGUUUCUGCAGCACUCAGAGACUUAACCUGCUCAAGAAAGAGGCCUUAAGGAUGGGACAGACGCCUAGGUACGACAACAGGUGUCGUCACCUUCAGCCUAAGCAGGUGCAGGAAAAACUGGCGCAAGAAGUCCCGCGUGUGAUCAGGUUUCGCCUGGAAGAAGGUGUCGAGCCUUUUCAGGAUCUGAUCUUUGGAUGGAGUCAUCACGAGGUGGCCAAGCCUCGCUAACAUAGUGGAUGAUCAUUACAUGAGGAUCAGCCAUGUGCUGCGGGGGUCCGAGUGGCUCAUCUCCACCUCCAAACAUCUCCUCAUGUACCGCGCUCUUGGAUGGCAGCCGCCCACCUUCGGACAUCUGCCGCUCCUGAUGAACAAAGACGGCGGCAAACUGUCCAAAAGGCAGGGGGACAUAUUCAUUGAACGCUUCCAGAGAGACGGCGUCCUGCCGGAGGCUCUGCUGGAUAUCACAACCAACUGUGGAUCUGGAUUCAGCAGCAAUCGAAUUGGGCGGAGGCUAGAUGAACUGAUCUCUGAGUUUAAUCCUUCAAAGAUUACAACACAUUCUGCUCUGUUAGACCUGGAAAAACUACCAGAGUUCAACAGAAUUCACCUGCAACACCGUAUUAAAGAUGAGGAGCAGUGCCAGAUGCUGAUAAAAGAUCUGCAGGGACAGAUCCAGCAGGCCUAUACAGCAGAGAUCCAGGAUGAGGAAGUACUACACAAGGAUUAUAUCAGGCGGGUGCUACAUCUUCGUAAGGGUCACAUAUGCUCCCUUAAAGAGCUUGUGAGUCCUACUUUCUCUUACCUGUGGGUGCGUCCUUCCAUCUCCAGCCAGCAGGUGGCAGCGAUCACUGCAGAUGCCGAGCACAUUGCUUCAUUAGUGCUGAAAUUGGUGGCUGAGCGAGGUGAGGACCUGGCAGUGGAUCGACUCAGUGAAGAUCUGAAGGCUCUGGCUAAGCAGACUAAAGCCACUAAAUACAGAGAAGUGAUGAAGCUGUUACGUCUGGCUCUCAGCGGUCUGCAGCAAGGUCCCAGUGUAGCUGAGCUGAUGGUGUGUUUGGGGCCAGUGGAGAUCAGGCAUCGAUUGCAGAAACUUGUGCUGCUUUCAGAGACCAGUUAAAGACUGCACUGUCACCGCACAGGCUGCUGGGAACCCGAUGCAGACAAGAGCUGCUACAUGGGACACAUUUUGAAAUGAACUGCACGGCGCUCACAUAACUUAAACAAUACUUGAAUUACUACAAAUAUUUUAUAAAAAAGAGAGAUUUUACUCAUAUGGUC